AGCCUUCAGAGGCGGCUGUGGGUUCGAGUGUGGCCCAUGUUAUCAAGGCGCUUCUGGGGAAACCAGGGGCAGAAGUGGGUGACAAAGACCGUGGCUGGCGGAAAUCUCAGAUCCGCACCAGUUCCCCUCGCAGGAUCCUUUGGAGGCAAGAAAUGGGUUGGGAACCCUCUGCGUAGCUUUGCGUCCCUGGAGAAAAGGUUCAUCAAUAGUUUACUUAUUUAUUUAAAAUAUUUUUUAACCCACCUUAAAAAAAGGACCCAUAAGCAUGCUGGACAAGACACCUGGGAUCCCCGGGCGGUGUGGAUGAAUUAGCCAGAUGAGCCCAUAAAGGCACGAAGGUCAAGGACGAGUGAUGGGUUUUGUUGUGGCCGGUUCACUUGCUCACCCAUGGUAGUCUGAUAACCAGCCACAAACCACAGUGUGAAAAAAAAAGCACCUGGAGCCUUUUGCAAAAGGCAGCUUGUCUUGCCUCCCACCCUGAAACGAGAGCCAAGCUGAACCCACAUGUCACAGGGCCAGGACGCGCCGAUGGAGUAGCGUUCCUUUCAUCCCACAAGACUUUUCCAAAACGUCUGUCUUCUUACCCUGCCCUCCCCAGCUCCCGGAGGCACCAUGAAAUCUCCGGGACAUUGGCGAGACUUUGGGAAGUAUCUGGCCUGCCUUUUCUUCCUGACCACCAUGAGCCCAUUGCUCCUCUUUCUCGACGGCUACCACCGUGUCUCCAGGCUGACCCCGGCCAGCUCCGUCUCCUUCCCAGAUAUGUUGCCCCAACCGCCGCCCCGGCUCGCUUGGUCCAUGCCGGUCCCGCCCAAAGGGUCCCAGAUCUGCCAGGACCACGAGCCCCUCCUUAUCCUACUCUGGGGGUGGCCCUUUCUCUCCGCUGAGGAAUGCUCCCCGGGGCUCGGCCGGCCGGACCAAUGCCGUCUCACCACCAACCGCAGCCAGUAUGCGGCAGCCGACGCCGUCCUGAUGUACCACCGGGACGUUUCCGGCAGCCCAUUGUUACUGCCUCAGGCCCCGCGGCCCCCUUCUCAGCUCUGGAUCUGGUUCAAUAUGGACCCUCCGAGCAGCUCCCGCAACCUGGCUUCCAUGGACGGUCUCUUCAACCUCACCAUGACCUACCGGAGGGACUCGGAUAUCUUCACGCCGUACGGGUGGCUCCGGGUCCUCAAGAACCCCCAAAGAUUCACCAUUCCCCCUAAGUCCAAGCUGGUGGCCUUGGUCUCUAGCAAAUGGCCCUUGGGGUCUCGCCAGGGAAAGUAUUACCAUCAACUCCAGAGGUACUUCCCGGUCGAUGUCUACAGACUGCCCCAGACGGGUCUGUCCUCCCGUGAGCUCCAGCUCACGUUGUCGCACUACAAGUUCUACCUGGCCUUCGAGAACUCCGUCCAUGAGGACUACAUCACCGAGAAGCUCUGGAAGAACGCCUUGCUGGCUGGGGCCGUCCCCGUGGUCUUGGGGCCACCGCGGGAGAACUACGAGCGUUACUUGCCCCCGGAGGCCUUUGUUCACGUCGACGACUUCCCGACGGUGCGAGAGCUGGCCCGGUUCUUAGGGAAGCUGGCCAGGGACCCCGUGCGAUACCAGCAUUAUUUCCAGUGGCGUACGUGGUUGGAGCCCGUCCUGGAAACUUCGUGGACCGCUCGCCUUUGCCGGGCCUGUCGGGUGCUGCGUGAAACGUCCGACACCUUUCGGGCCACGCCGAGGCUGAGCCAGUGGUUCAAGUGAGGACAGAAGCCCUCCCCACCCCCACCCCGUGGGAAGCGUGUUAGCUGCCUGGCUGGCGGGCAACCCGCUAUCCUGCAAUUCUCUGGCCCAUGUUUAGCACAAGACACAACGAAUGUCUUGGAGAAUUCGGUGAUGAAGAAAUUAUCAUUUUUAACCACCAGGCGGCACCAGACGGCCAUGGUUUCUUCCCC
Molecule: messenger RNA, 1919 nt
Organism: Pogona vitticeps (central bearded dragon)
Lineage: Eukaryota; Metazoa; Chordata; Lepidosauria; Squamata; Agamidae
Product: 3-galactosyl-N-acetylglucosaminide 4-alpha-L-fucosyltransferase FUT3
Cellular component (GO): membrane
Molecular function (GO): alpha-(1->3)-fucosyltransferase activity
Source: RefSeq, a predicted model, not a curated record